CCUGCCUGGAUCUUCACACACAUGUGUCUCUGGGCCCGCUGGGAGCAUUGAAACAUGAACUAGACCAAUGUCAGAGCCGCGGGGGUCGGUGUGCUCCGACAUAAAUAAAUAAUAAACCGCUGCCCCCCCCUCCCCUCCCCAAAAAGGAUGAUUGGAAAUGGAGAACCGAGGAGCCACACAAAAAAAGUAUGUUCGUUUUUUUCUACACAGGAGAAAGUAAGCCAAGGAUAUAUAUUUUUGGAAUGAAAAGUUUGGGGCUUUUUUUUUUUUUUUUUUUUUUAAGUAAAGACCUGAUAUGGUGGUGUUUUCGAGGAAAUUAAUAAUCCAUCCGCAAAGAAAUUGUGGAGAAGAAAAAGUUGACCGCGGCAGAAUGAGGCAUUGAUUGGGGGAGAGGCACCCCGCAGAGCACAGUUGGAUGUGUGCCUGUGUUGACUAAAAUUGAUGGAUAAUUGCCAUUGGAUUUGUCAUCAACCUCCUUUUUUCCCUUUUAUUUUUUCCUUUUUUCUUUUUGGUGUCAAGAUUGUGCAUUUUCGCUUGUUCUUAGCCACCUGGAUUUCCAGCUGGAUGUUGCUGUGAUUCAGUCUGAAAUACAAUCAAGAAACUGAGGCUGAGGGAGAGGGGACUCACCCAGAGUCACUCAGCUUGUCAGUGACAGACAACAGUGGAACCUGUGGUUGUCAAACACAUUGCCUGUUUACGCAUGGAGACCACAAUGGAGAGCUAGACCAUUUGAGCUCCAGAAGGACCAACACCAGAUAAAUUAUGAAUGUUGAACAAGAUGACCUUACAUCCACAGCAGAUAAUGAUAGGUCCUAGGUUUAACAGGGCCUUAUUUGACCCCCUGCUUGUGGUGCUGCUGGCUCUUCAACUUCUCGUGGUGGCUGGUCUGGUGCGGGCUCAAACGUGCCCUUCCGUCUGCUCCUGCAGCAACCAGUUCAGCAAGGUGAUUUGUGUUCGGAAAAACCUACGCGAGGUUCCGGAUGGCAUUUCCACCAACACGAAAGUGAACAGCUUCAAGCACUUGAGGCACCUGGAAAUCCUCCAGUUGAGUAGGAAUCACAUUAGAACCAUUGAAAUCGGGGCCUUCAAUGGUCUGGCGAACCUCAACACUCUGGAACUCUUUGACAAUCGUCUCACUACCAUCCCAAAUGGAGCUUUUGUAUAUUUGUCUAAACUGAAGGAACUCUGGUUGCGAAACAACCCCAUCGAGAGCAUCCCUUCUUAUGCUUUUAACAGAAUCCCUUCUCUGCGCCGGCUAGACCUAGGCGAAUUGAAAAGGCUUUCAUACAUCUCAGAAGGUGCCUUUGAAGGUCUGUCCAACUUGAGGUAUUUGAACCUGGCCAUGUGCAACCUCCGGGAAAUCCCUAACCUCACACCGCUCAUAAAACUAGAUGAGCUAGACCUUUCUGGGAAUCAUUUGUCUGCUAUCAGGCCGGGCUCUUUCCAGGGGUUGAUGCACCUUCAAAAACUGUGGAUGAUACAGUCCCAGAUUCAAGUGAUUGAACGGAAUGCCUUUGAUAACCUUCAGUCACUGGUGGAAAUCAACCUGGCGCACAACAAUCUAACGUUACUGCCUCAUGACCUCUUCACACCCUUGCAUCAUCUAGAGCGGAUUCACUUGCAUCACAACCCUUGGAAUUGUAACUGUGACAUACUGUGGCUCAGCUGGUGGAUAAAAGACAUGGCCCCCUCCAACACAGCUUGCUGUGCCCGAUGUAACACUCCCCCCAAUCUGAAAGGGAGGUACAUUGGGGAGCUCGACCAGAAUUAUUUCACAUGUUAUGCUCCUGUGAUUGUGGAGCCCCCAGCAGACCUCAAUGUCACUGAAGGCAUGGCAGCAGAGCUAAAAUGCCGGGCCUCCACAUCCCUGACCUCCGUAUCUUGGAUCACUCCAAAUGGAACAGUCAUGACACACGGGGCGUACAAAGUGAGGAUAGCUGUGCUCAGCGAUGGCACGUUAAAUUUCACGAAUGUAACUGUGCAAGAUACAGGCAUGUACACAUGUAUGGUGAGCAAUUCUGUUGGAAAUACCACUGCUUCAGCCACCCUGAAUGUUACUGCAGCAACCACCACUCCUUUUACUUACUUUUCAACUGUCACAGUAGAGACUAUGGAACCUUCUCAGGAUGAGGCACGGACCACAGACAACAAUGUAGGUCCCACUCCAGCGAUUGACUGGGAAACCACCAAUGUGACCACCUCUCUCAUGCCACAGAGCACAAGGUCAACAGAAAAAGCAUUCACCAUCCCAGUGACUGAUCUAAACAGUGGGAUCCCAGGAAUUGAUGAGGUCAUGAAGACUACCAAAAUCAUCAUUGGCUGUUUUGUGGCCAUCACACUCAUGGCUGCUGUGAUGCUGGUCAUUUUCUACAAGAUGAGGAAGCAGCACCAUAGGCAAAACCAUCACGCCCCCACAAGGACUGUUGAAAUCAUUAAUGUGGAUGAUGAGAUUACAGGAGACACUCCCAUGGAAAGCCACCUGCCCAUGCCUGCUAUCGAGCAUGAGCAUCUAAAUCACUAUAACUCUUACAAAUCUCCCUUCAACCACACAACAACAGUUAACACAAUAAAUUCAAUACACAGUUCAGUGCAUGAACCGUUAUUGAUCCGAAUGAACUCGAAAGACAAUGUACAAGAGACUCAGAUCUAAAACAUUUACGGCUACAGAAAACAAACAAUUAAAAAAAAAGGACAGUUUAUUAAUAAUGACACAAAUGACUGGGCUAAAUCUACUGUUUCAAAAAAAAGUGUCUUUACAAAAAAAAAUACAAAAAAGAAAAGAAAUUUAUUUAUUAAAAAUUCUAUUGUGAUCUAAA
This is a messenger RNA of Myotis davidii, 2816 nucleotides long. Its product is annotated as leucine-rich repeat-containing protein 4C-like. Gene Ontology annotation, biological process: modulation of chemical synaptic transmission; regulation of axonogenesis; synaptic membrane adhesion. Gene Ontology annotation, cellular component: plasma membrane; glutamatergic synapse; postsynaptic density membrane. Lineage: Eukaryota; Metazoa; Chordata; Mammalia; Chiroptera; Vespertilionidae. Gene Ontology annotation, molecular function: cell-cell adhesion mediator activity. The record is from RefSeq and is a predicted model, not a curated record.